AAAGGUAAAAUGAAAUUUGUUUUGAAUACUCACGACUACCAACAUAUACCGGACAAGUAAAAUCUAAUUUGAUUUGUUUAUCCUCUUUAGAGAUACAUUUUUCCGUUAACUUUACAAAGCGAUCGAUUAAUAUUUCUAAAACCUGUUAUUUGUGAUUAUUCAAUACUGAAUAGAAUUUUGGUUCUAUAUCUUAUCAUAAAUACUUCCCAAUGAAGAAAUUGUACAAAUAUUAUUGUUGAUAUAAAUUUUACUAUGUUCCAUCGGUACUUAGUGUGAAAAUUCGGAGACGUGUAUAGUCUGCAUACAGCGAAAGGAAUAGUCCUAAGAAAGAGAAUGUCAAAAAACAGAAUUGGACAGAAUUCAAUGGAAACAAUCUGGCAGAAAUCUCGAUGGAGAGAAGCGGUGGAUAACCUAAAGAAUAAUAGCUACACCAAUUUCAGCCUUAAAAACGGUUAUCCGUCACAACCACCAUCAUAUCGUGAAUACGAUUCACCAACAUUGCCACAACAAAGGGAAGACAGACAACCGUUGACUGCUAACAAAAGAAUGAAAGAUGUUAGUUGCUGUUUAAAAGCUACAAACUAUAUCAUAGGAAUAUUCCUAUUGAUAUCGUUUAUUCUUUCUACAGUUGGCGCAACGACGUCAUAUUGGCUCGACACUGGAACCUUAAAUGUUGGAUUAUUCAAGGUCUGUACAAAAUCUUCAACCUGCGACCUUGUUUCAUCCUUUACGGAAUCUGCACCCGCAACAACGAUGAAUACAUGGAUAAUAGUAACUGGUCUGGAUAUAUCAGGAUGUUGUAUUUUGCUGCUGUGUCUUAUAUUCUACUGUAUAUUUAUUCAUUGCACUGUUUUGGAUUAUCGGAAAGUCAGUUGUGGUGUAUUAUUGUGUAUACUUGUAAUGCUGAGUGCUGGAGCAAUUCUAAGUGGAAUGGCAGUUAUGGUGUGGUACUAUUUUGAUAUUGACAAACUAUACUCAUUGGACUGGUCUUUCUAUGUAGCGAUGUCUGGUGGUGGCCUUGCUUUCAUAACUUUCUGUAUUAUGAUUGUUUAUAUAUUUGCACUGGCGUUUGAGUGAUAUUACAUAAAAAGAUUAUACUAUGUUAUAAUUCCAAUGCAUUCAUCAAAUUAUAUGAUUGAUGAUACUUAAAACGAAAAUGAUGUACAUUUUCCAUCUUUGAAACUUUGAAUUUCGGACUUGGUUAAUGAACAACAUUACACAACUCUUUUUAUGUGAUGAAUAUAAUUGUUCUUGAUUAUUUUCCUGAACCCUAAAGUUGUGAACAUUUUCGAAUUUGGUAAAACUAUUAACCUACAAGUCAAAGUGCAUAUUUUCCACCCUUUUCGUAUACAAUAAAAGAACACUUUGCAUGCUUUUAUUAAUCAGUUCAAUUUUUAGAGCCUUUUACAGCAAAACGCAUCGUUAAUAAUUAUUAAAGUAUGGCAUCAACAUUAACAAAAAAAUGAAUGUAAGGGUCGAAGUAAACUUGUAGGAGAUAUACGAGUCAUAUUACAGAGUGUUAGCAAUGCAUGGCUUGUAAAUCAUUGUUUAUGUCGUGUUUAUUUCAACACAGAAUUGAACGAUCGGUGACCUCUCCUCGCCUGAUAUUAUUUGCUUGCAAGUCUUCUUCUUCUUCUUCUUAAGUUAUACAAUAUACCAUUGACAUCCAAUAAAUACUGUAACAUACUGUUGCAUACGUGAACAAUUUAUUUAAAUUUUUACCCAAAAUUAAACAGAAAAUAAUUAUUUAGUGCAAUGAAAAUGAAAUAAUAAAUUUGUGAUCAUAACUA
Molecule: messenger RNA, 1790 nt
Organism: Mytilus californianus (California mussel)
Lineage: Eukaryota; Metazoa; Mollusca; Bivalvia; Mytilida; Mytilidae
Exons: 3
Coding region: 334-1077 (247 amino acids)
Source: RefSeq, a predicted model, not a curated record